Polychytrium aggregatum is the source of this 1356-nucleotide messenger RNA. RefSeq lists its product as uncharacterized. The transcript is spliced from 6 exons. The coding region runs from base 106 to 1050 and encodes 314 amino acids. The record is from RefSeq and is a predicted model, not a curated record. NCBI's taxonomy places the organism in Eukaryota, Fungi, Chytridiomycota, Chytridiomycetes, Polychytriales.
UCUCCAGCCUCAUUUGUCUGCAGCCGCUCCCCCCUCCUCAGCGACACCCCGCCGUACUCGCCUGCCUUGCCUCUCUCAACCAUCCGUCAAUCGAUCAAUAUCGCCAUGGCCGAACAACCCAACUCCACCUCUGCCAACAUCUCUUCGCUGGCCACCAGCUUUGCCGAGCGCCUCAAGCCUCUCAGCGCAUCCCUCGGCAAGAACAUCACGCAACUCUCCCAGCUGGCCCGCGAGCGUAUAAGCGCCAACGCCGAUGUCACCGAGCUUCCCCAGGAGUACCGUGAUCUGGAAGACCGAGUCGACCGCAUCAAGACCUUCCACGAGAACUUUAUCCGCGUCGGCCGCAACUAUACUCUUCCUCACUACGACUACGAGGCACCUCUCUCGGAAACCCUCGGCAGCUUUGCUUCGAAGGCUGGCGAUCGCGCCUCCGGACUCGCCGCCUCUGGAGCCCGUGCUGUCGGCGUUGCCGGUGCUGAGACCAUUGCUCCUCCAAAGCCUGCUCGUGAAGAAGCUCCGUCGGGCUUGAGCCACGCCUUCUCUCGCGCCGCCACUCAAGCUGCUCUUUCCCUGGGCACUCAGGAGCCUCUGGGUGCCGCUCUCCAGCGCUUUGCUGCCACCCACGACAAGAUUGCCAACGCCCGUCUGAAGCAGGACCACGAGGCCGUCGCAAAGUUCUACCAGCCCUUCAGCACCACUCUUAACCAGACCAUUGCGCACGCCAUGAAAGCCCGCAACAACGUCAAGGCCGUCCGCCUCAACUACGACGCCGCUCGUGCCAAGCUGAAGGCUGCCCGGCCCGAGAAGGUCGAGCCCGCCCGCGUCGAGAUGGAGGCGGCCGAGGAUGAGUUUGUGACUGCCGUGGAUGAUGCCAUGGGCAAGAUGAAGCUCGUGGUCGAGAGCACCGAGCCCCUCAAGAACCUGACCGAUCUCGUUGCGAUCCAGCUGGCCUACUUCAAGGAGGCCCACGAGGCGCUGGCCGAGCUUGCUCCUGAGAUCGAAGAGCUCCAGGUGACCAACGAGGCUCUCCUGCGCAACCCGGCCGAGUAAACCAUCGCUGUGAGAAGGCUGGGGCGACGAUUACAGCCUCCCAGCAAAGUCCCCCUGGCUUCGGUGCAAUUGAUCGUCACGACAACCAAAAGAAACGAAAGAAAAAAAGGCAGGGCCAGUCCAAUCUGAUCUGUUGCCUGCUUGAUCCACUUUCGUAUAUUGCCUUUGUUUUUUUCUUUUCUAUUUUUCUUUUCUCUCUCUCCAUGUUCCGAACCACAUACGUUUGUCCCCCCUUUCCUUUGUUCAUUUCUGUUUGAUGUAGCAGCAGCCCUGGCUGUGAAAAUAUACAGCAAACUCAUUUUGAAA